UGUAUACCUCCCCUGCUCCAAUUGGGUGUCGCUCCGUCGUCUUCUACUUUAUCUCGGCGGAGUAGAGCUGCAGAGACCGAAACUAAUCUUCCAACACCGUCAAUGGCGAACGCUCUGCGGAUGCCCAUGGCUUCCUCUAUGUGCUGCUCCUCAUCGUCUCCUGUUCACUCAGCCAUGCGCCGUGGCUUUCCUGCUGUUUUCAACAGCGCAAAGAUUCCCACGCCUCCUGUUAACCCUAAGGACCCCUUUCUAUCGAAGCUUGCUUCCGUUGCUGCCGCGAAUCCCGAUGCGCUUCUGGAUAGGACGAGGAACUCCGACACGCCGCCGUUCCUCGACUUGUUUGACUCGCCACGCCUCAUGGCUACUCCCGCACAGGUGGAGAGGUCGGUGUCAUAUAAUGAGCAUAGACCAAGAAGACCACCACCAGACUUACCUUCAUUGUUGCUAGAUGGAAGAAUAGUGUACAUUGGCAUGCCGCUGGUACCGGCUGUUACUGAGCUUGUUGUGGCCGAGUUAAUGUAUCUACAGUGGAUGGACCCCAAAGAGCCAAUUUAUCUCUAUAUAAAUUCCACAGGAACUACGCGCGAUAAUGGUGAAACAGUUGGGAUGGAGACUGAGGGUUUUGCAAUUUACGAUGCUUUGAUGCAAUUGAAGAAUGAGGUACAUACAGUUGCUGUUGGAGCUGCUAUAGGCCAGGCAUGCCUCUUACUUGCUUCAGGAACAAAAGGCAAACGGUUCAUGAUGCCACAUGCCAAAGCAAUGAUUCAACAACCUCGUGUUCCCUCAUCCGGCUUAAUGCCUGCCAGCGAUGUCCUGAUUCGUGCAAAAGAGGUGAUUAUAAACAGGGAUAUUCUCGUGAAUCUGUUAGCAAAGCAUACUGGAAAUUCGGAAGAGACUGUCGCAAAUGUAAUGAAAAGGCCAUUUUAUAUGGACGCCAGUAAAGCAAAGGAGUUUGGUGUCAUUGACAAGGUACUUUGGCGUGGGCAAGAAAAGGUAAUGGCAGAUGUUUCCUCUCCGGAGGAGUGGGACAGGAACGCUGGCAUCCGAGUUGUUGAUGAAUUUUAGUUGCUUCCAAGAGAUACACAAGAAUUGUUGAUCUUUGGGAAAAAGCUUUUCAUCAAUCAUCAUGCUGCUCUUACUCGUGCAAACUCUUAUUUUCAAGAGAUCGGAGGUUUGAAUCUUCCCAUUACACAAUUGGAAUGAAAGCCAAUACGACUAUGGAUAGGAUAGCCAUACCGGCACUAGCCAGUCCGGCCGGCACCAGGUCUAGUUAUUCUAUUAAUUGAUAAAGCCUCACUAAAUACUGAAUGGCAUGUUUUUAGUUUUGCAAUAUAUUCACAAGUUGUCGUCAUAAUAGAAUGUCUCUGGAUCUUAAUUAUAUAUUGUCUACAUCUGCCGAUUUCUAUGUAUCAGAAGUGAGUGGUCUGUGUUUCCAUGUAGCUAGUUUUAGUCGAGUUGAUAUUUUAUUUCAUCAUUUUUUUGUA
Andrographis paniculata is the source of this 1484-nucleotide messenger RNA. Its product is annotated as ATP-dependent Clp protease proteolytic subunit-related protein 3, chloroplastic. Lineage: Eukaryota; Viridiplantae; Streptophyta; Magnoliopsida; Lamiales; Acanthaceae. The record is from RefSeq and is a predicted model, not a curated record. Gene Ontology annotation, cellular component: endopeptidase Clp complex. The transcript has 10 exons. Gene Ontology annotation, molecular function: ATP-dependent peptidase activity; ATPase binding; serine-type endopeptidase activity. Gene Ontology annotation, biological process: protein quality control for misfolded or incompletely synthesized proteins. Bases 103 to 1065 code for a protein of 320 amino acids.